This is a messenger RNA of Dermacentor silvarum, 698 nucleotides long. RefSeq lists its product as uncharacterized. NCBI's taxonomy places the organism in Eukaryota, Metazoa, Arthropoda, Arachnida, Ixodida, Ixodidae. The record is from RefSeq and is a predicted model, not a curated record. The coding region runs from base 213 to 683 and encodes 156 amino acids. The transcript has 4 exons.
GAAAUUUUCCAACAACGCCUCGCUCUAGCUACACACAGCUUCGCCUGACAGCGAAAUAUUGCGUGCACACCUGCUGCGUGCGCUUCGCAAUAACAAAAUGGCCGUAAGGCGUCCUUGAAAUCCGUAGAACCGAUAUUUUAUCAGUACACAGUUGCUAAAGAGUUUAGUCGAGUGCGCCCUGAAAUAAGCCGGUAGUAAAGAAGAACCGCAAAAUGGGGUUUAUUACGUCACUUCUCUUUAUCAUUUUGGUGAUAGUGCAGGAGUCCCUACUGAUUAGUCUAUCGCGGCAAGACUUUGAAGACAACGACAUCAAGAAGUUUCUGAAUACGACAGAACCUAUAUGGACAUACAACACUACCGCAGCCAGAACACAUUUCUGCAAAGUGGACGUCAUGUACAACUUGACCGACGCACUAAUUCUUUUCAACAGGUCCUACUUUAGAAAAAAGCGCAAGACUGUGACUACGAAAGAACUGAUGGGAAAGUUUAGUGACGAAUUCGACGACGAGAUGUCCGUCGGCCUAAAAGAUGUUGUACCUAUUACGUUGGAGCAACUGUUUUAUGUUAACGAAAAUAAAACCUGCGGCAUUUUUAUGAUUAUCCCAGAAUAUCACGGUGAGAUCGCUUUUGUUCGUCUUUUUUACCGUCGACGUGUCUGUGGCGUCUUGUUUUUACCGUCGUAAUUCCGUCGUCAUAUA